Mangifera indica (mango) is the source of this 1164-nucleotide messenger RNA. Its product is annotated as protein DEHYDRATION-INDUCED 19-like. The transcript is spliced from 5 exons. Lineage: Eukaryota; Viridiplantae; Streptophyta; Magnoliopsida; Sapindales; Anacardiaceae. The record is from RefSeq and is a predicted model, not a curated record. The coding region runs from base 254 to 949 and encodes 231 amino acids.
AAUAAUAAAACAUGCAGCAAUAUUAAAAUUUUAAAUAAUAAAAAUACCCCACCGAGUCUCUCUCUCUCUCUUUCUGAUCUCAUUUCUGAAGCUUAUUUUGAUCAACCUGCAAAUCCUGAGAAUAAGUCAAAGAGAACCGAGAAGAGAUUUUCGAAACAGCUUUUUAUUGUUUUAAUUUUUUUAGGUGAAUAUAUAAAAAUCGUAAUUUUUAAUAUAAUAUUCAGUUCCGGCUUAGCUCGAUUUCUGAUCUUCAAUGGACUCUGAUUUCUGGACCUCUCGUCUGGCCGCUGCCAAGCGUCAAUACACGUUACAGCAUCAUCAUCAGAGCUCGCAACUGGAUCGGUUGAGCAUAGAUGAUUUUGAGGUAGAAGAUGAGGUACGGCCUGAUUUCCCAUGUCCAUAUUGUUACGAGGAAUUCGACAUCGCUUCGCUCUGUUCGCAUCUCGAAGAUGAACACUCGUGCGAGUCAAAAGUUACGGUAUGCCCUAUUUGCUCUGUUAAAGUUGCAAGGGACAUGUUAAGUCAUAUUACUCUGCAACAUGGACACUUAUUUAAGUUACAGAGACGUCGUAGAUUACGUAGAGUUGCAAUUCCUAGCAGUCAAGCUUUGUCUCUUCUGGGCCGUGAUCUCAGGGAAGCUCAUCUUCAAGUGCUUUUAGGGGGUGGUGGACAUCGGUCAAACAAUGUGAAUGUGUCUAAUGCAGCAACUGAUCCUUUCCUUUCAUCUCUUAUUUUGAAUUUUCCUACAUCUGAAGUAGAGGAAAUUUCAAAGUCUGUUGUAACAAGUGCUGAGGACACUGCUGCAAAGAAUCCAGCACCAACACAUAUGUGGAAAUCAAGUUUUGAUCCUUCUUUGAGUCACGAAGAACGGGAAAAAAGGAUGAGACAAGCUGCUGGGAGAGUUGGUUUUGUGCAAGAUCUCGUGCUGACAACUCUGUUGAACGACUGACGGAAGACAGUAAGUCAGUUAAAAAUAAUGGCAUUAUACAUGUUCAAAAUCUUGAUAUGGGGUAAUAUUUGGGAGAGAUUUGAAUGGCUUUAUGUUGUUUAACAACCCAGUGCAUGCCUUACUGAUAAUAUUCCCAUCCUUAGCUCCUACUCUACCCAAGAUGUACUACAUUCUGGAGAAACAAUGCUCUUCUAAUCUAUUGAAAACUUUAUUAA